Molecule: messenger RNA, 1076 nt
Organism: Drosophila eugracilis
Lineage: Eukaryota; Metazoa; Arthropoda; Insecta; Diptera; Drosophilidae
Exons: 2
Coding region: 183-725 (180 amino acids)
Molecular function (GO): protein binding
Source: RefSeq, a predicted model, not a curated record
GAUGUGAAUUUUAAAAAUACCAAAAUAUUUAAACUUAUCGAGAAGCUAUCAUAUGCUUAAUCGAUUGCUUGCCGGCCCUGGUUACCGGCGUCGAUUUAAAAGUAGAAGAAGAAGCUCGUGCCCAAUGCUUUGAAGUUUGAAGUUUGAAGUUUCAUUUAUUGUUGAGAUUAUAUUGGAGAAAGAUGCCUUACUAUUUGGAGCACGCUUUUACUGGUGCGAAGUAUUAUAUGCUCAAGGGCAUUAAUACGCUGGGUCGCCACUCCAUGUGCACCUGUCCAUUGUACUACGAUUAUAUAUCCCGAUACCAUGCCAGUAUCACCGUUACAAAUGAAAGAAUUUACGUAAAGGCUCUGGAUGCACUCAAUGGCCUAUAUCUGAACUUCAUGGAAGAACGUUUACAGGAUUAUUUGGAGGAAAUAUUUAUAGGUGACGUCCUGAUUUUCGGGUGUCAGAUUCGUGUCAACGAAAUGUCCCAAUCACCACAUACUUUUGGGGUUUUUAUGGUGAACUUCCAAGAGCUGGAGCCGAUGGAUUCGAGUGAUCAGAAUGAUCCGAGUGAGCCAAGUAAGACAAGUGAAUCAAGUGAUUCAAGUGAUUCAAGUGAUUCAAGUAAGCCAAGUAAGCCAAGUAAGUCAAGUGAGCCAAGCAAGUCCAGUGACCAGGAUGAGUCAUAUGAUUCGGAUGUGAUGGAAGAGGUGCCUCCACUACCAGCUCCGGAAUGGUGAAACGAAAAACAAGCCACGCUUAGAGAGAGAGAGAGACACACAAAAGACACACAAAACGCACACGACUUACAAGCUAGGCCAGACUCACAAGACAGGCGAGACACGCAAGACAGGCAAGAGAAGAUACAAUGGAAAUGUGAAUGCGAAUGCUACACUUAAGAACAAAAUCCAUUUUACGGCGUUAAUUUGCCAAACCCGAUAAGACAAUGGAACUGUAGCCCAAAGGACCACACAGUCUUUGCAUGCAAAUGACCAACAACAAGGAGCCCGCUGCAAGGAAACACAAAAAAAACACUCACAGUUCCAACUGAAACACUAGUAAAAUAUUCAAAAGGAAAACUUCAAAGGCUA